AUGCAGAGACUACUUUCCACGCUGUUCUUCAGCAACAUUUGUUGGAUAUUGCGGGCCGGUGAAUUUCGAACACCAUCCCUCUACGAGAUCUCUGGGUACAAGGAUCCAGUACUAAAUGAGGUUUUCCGGGAGCAUCAGAUCGAGCUUCGGCAAAAAGCGGAACCGGGCGAAGCUCCAUUAUUGUCUAACACUCCGCCGCCCCUCGCACCACGAAAUCCGAAUUAUAGAGGGGAAGUUCCAAUUCAACGCCCAUCGAAUGGCUUCGAACAAGCCUACAACCGCCCCGCACAUGGUCAAAUUGGCACCGACGAUGGGCUAACGGACCUGGCGGCUGCUGGUGGGCGGCUAGCAUACGGUGGAGCGCAACAAUUUUUCCAAGGCGCUGGCCAGGUCGGCCAAGCAUUCGGCAUACCAAACGGCGGUUCAAACACGUUCAUCGACUCGGCUGCACGCUUCUUCGGA
Molecule: messenger RNA, 462 nt
Organism: Mesorhabditis spiculigera
Lineage: Eukaryota; Metazoa; Nematoda; Chromadorea; Rhabditida; Rhabditidae
Source: the annotation of a GenBank genome assembly